Molecule: messenger RNA, 2903 nt
Organism: Pipistrellus kuhlii (Kuhl's pipistrelle)
Lineage: Eukaryota; Metazoa; Chordata; Mammalia; Chiroptera; Vespertilionidae
Product: zinc finger protein 227
Exons: 6
Coding region: 149-2173 (674 amino acids)
Biological process (GO): negative regulation of transcription by RNA polymerase II; central nervous system development
Cellular component (GO): nucleus
Molecular function (GO): DNA-binding transcription repressor activity, RNA polymerase II-specific; RNA polymerase II cis-regulatory region sequence-specific DNA binding
Source: RefSeq, a predicted model, not a curated record
AAGGCAAGGUCACCCCUUCCGUGUUUUCCGUCCGGAGGUGAGCGUGGACCGGGGCUGCCCGGGCGGCGGUCUCGGGGCGGGGAGUCGGGGCAGCCCCGGAGGCGGAGAGGCUGAGGGCGGAGGCUCUCCUGCCCCGCGAACCGUCGUUAUGCCUUCUCAGGACUUUGACGUUCCCCGGAAGGAGCAGGAGAAAAUGACCAGGUUUCAGGAGGCGGUGACCUUCCAGGACGUAGCUGUGGUCUUCACGGAGGAGGAGCUGAGGCUGCUGGACGCUGCCCAGAGGAAGCUGUACCGGGACGUGACGCUGGAGAACUUCCGGAACCUGGUCUCCGUGGGUAAGGCAACACAGUUGGAGGAAGAAGAAAACCUGUGGAUGAUGGAAAGAGAAACUCUAAGAAAUGGGAAUUCCAGCGAGCACCACAUGGCUGUUCUGUCAGGCAGCAAGGAUCAAAAUGAGCUGGAGAUUCUUCAGAAAGUUGCAUUCAAGUACCUUUCACAUGAAAAGCUCUUCUGGCAGAUCUGGAAACAGAUUGCAAGUGAUUCAACCGAGUGCCUUCAGAGGGAGAGUUCCCAGUCCCCACAAGGCAGUUCUGAGCAGACCUCUGGGAGUGGGAGCAGUGCAGGGAAUCAUGAAGGAGGCGGCGCCUGUUGUGUUAAAAAUCAAGACUGUGUCAGUGUCGAGGCUGCUCGUGAGAAUGUACACCUGAGGGAGUCACAGAACCGGAAUGCAGGAGAAAAGUCCCACAGGUGUGACAGCUGUGGCAAGGGAUUCAGUAGCAGCACAGGUCUCGCCAUUCACUACAGAAGCCACACUGGAGAGAAACCUUAUAAAUGCGAAGAGUGCGGUAAAUGCUUUAGCCAGAGCUCCAACUUCCAGUGCCACCAGAGAGUCCACACUGACGAAAAGCCAUACAAAUGCGAAGAGUGCGGCAAGGGCUUCGGCUGGAGUGUGAAUCUUCGUGUUCAUCAGCGGGUCCACCGGGGGGAGAAGCCCUAUGUCUGUGAGGAGUGCGGGAAGGGCUUCACGCAGGCCGCCCAUUUUCACAUCCAUCAGAGGGUCCACACUGGGGAGAAGCCUUACAAGUGUGAUGUCUGCGGGAAGGGCUUCAGCCACAACUCCCCACUGAUAUGCCAUCGGAGACUCCACACUGGGGAGAAACCCUACAAGUGUGAGGUGUGUGGGAAAGGCUUUACUCGCAACACAGAUCUUCACAUCCACGUUCGGGUUCACACAGGAGAGAAGCCCUACAGGUGUAAGGAGUGUGGGAAGGGCUUCAGUCAGGCUUCGAACCUUCAAGUCCAUCAGAAUGUCCACACUGGGGAGAAACGAUUCAAAUGUGAAACGUGUGGGAAGAGCUUUAGUCAGUCUUCAAAGCUCCAGACCCAUCAGAGAGUCCACACCGGGGAGAAACCCUACAAAUGCGAUGUGUGUGGCAAGGGCUUCAGUUACAGUUCCAAUCUGAAACUGCACCAAGUGAUUCACACCGGAGAGAAACCGUACAAGUGCGAGGAGUGUGGGAAGGGCUUCAGUUGGAGAUCAAAUCUUCACGCUCAUCAGAAAGUCCACUCGGGAGAGAAGCCUUAUAAAUGUAAGGAGUGUGAUAAGAGCUUCAGCCAGUCCAUAGAUUUCCGGGUCCAUCAGAGAGUCCACACUGGGGAGAAACCGUACACGUGUGGCGUGUGCGGGAAGGGCUUCAGUCAGUCCUCCGGCCUCCAGUCUCAUCAGAGAGUGCACACGGGGGAGAAGCCGUACACAUGUGAUGUCUGCGGCAAGGGCUUCCGGUACAGCUCGCAGUUCAUAUACCAUCAGAGGGGCCACACUGGGGAGAAGCCUUACAGAUGUGAGGAGUGUGGGAAAGGUUUUGGGAGGAGCUUGAACCUUCGCCAUCACCAGAGGGUGCACACUGGCGAGAAGCCCCACAAGUGUGAGGAGUGUGGGAAGUCCUUUAGCCUCCCCUCCAAUCUCAGAGUCCAUCUGAGUGUGCACCUGAGGGAGAAGCUCUUCAAAUGUGAGGAGUGUGGGAAGGGCUUCAGCCAGAGUUCACGCCUUCAGGCCCACCUGAGAGUUCACACUGGAGAGAAGCCAUACAAGUGUGACGUUUGUGGGAAGGACUUCAGUCACCGUUCACGUCUCUCGUACCAUCAGAAAGCCCACUCCGGCAAGAAUCCCUGAGAAUGAGGAAUGUGUUCGUGCCUUCGGUCAGGUUGUGCAUCUAGUGUUUGGAGAGUCCGUGCUCGGGAUAAAACCCUAUAAUGUAUCGAGAGUGGAAAGGGGUUUCUUCACUUGGAAUCUCAUAAGUCCAGGAAUAGGACUGAUAUUCAGGGGAGAAAUGUGUUGUAACCCUCUUGGUAAAAUCCAAUCGAUGUAAAUGAUCUUUCAAAAUGAGUACAAGCCAAAAAAGAAUGUGUGAAAAGGAUAUUUGCCAUAUACAAGGUAGUUUGGGGGCUAACAGGGAAGGUUUUGGAUUAUUUUCUCAUGAACUUCCAAUUUGUAUGUACUUACAGUGACCAUUAUUUUUUUACUAAAGCUUAAAAGUUAUGAAAAAUGAAUAAAGUAACUUAAAAAAUUACCUGUAGUCAAGGACUCAUAAUAUGAGUGCUUUAUUUCAUACAGUAUAUUGGAUUAAAAUUAGGAAUAUAUCCCCAGAGAUGAGUCUUUGUUCUUCCGAAGUGAAUUUGUGUCUGCUGCAGAUAUAUAUAUAUAUGAACAUUAAUUGCAUUAUUGAUUAUAAAAACACACAUAGAAAUAAUCAUUGUCAAAAGUGUUUUACAAUUCAUUGAUCCAAAGGAACUCUAUGCAAACAUCAAAUGGGAGAAGGUAAAUUUGUAGUAAAAGAUGUUGGAUGACGUCCAGAAUAUAUUCAUUUGGACAACAAAUCUUGGGAUUUUCAUUUGAUCACAUU